ACUUCUGCCCUUAUAUGGCAAAGGCAGGUGGUGCCGGCGUUCGGUGCCGAGGGAAGGAGGGAACAAAGGUCACCCCGGAGCUUGCUCUGUUCAGGUGCAGUCCGUCUCCAAGGUGCCAGGCACCCACCAAGCAGACACCACCGCCAAGGUCCUCCCACCAGCAUCUGGGCACCAUGCCGGAACUUAGCUCCAAGGUCACCAGGACUCUGAACAAAACCACACCUGGACUCCAGAUAUGGAGAAUUGAGAACAUGGAAAUGGUGCCUGUGCCCCCCAAAACGUAUGGAAAUUUCUAUGAAGGGGAUGCUUAUAUCAUUCUCUCGACUCAUAAGACUGGGAACAACUACACUUAUGACAUCCACUUCUGGCUGGGCAGUGCAUCAUCGCCGGAUGAACAAGGUGCAGCUGCCAUCUUCACUAGCCAGAUGGACGAGCACCUGGGUGGGGUAGCGAUACAACAUCGUGAGGUCCAGAACUGCGAGAGCGACACCUUCCGAAGCUACUUCAAAAAUGGCCUCAUCUACAAGAAAGGCGGAGCGGCAUCAGGCUUCAAGCAUGUGGAAACCAACACCUACAAUGUGCGACGCCUGCUACAUGUCAAGGGCAAGAAGAACAUAUUGGCUGGAGAGGUGGACAUGAGCUGGAACAGCUUCAACCUGGGGGACGUGUUCCUGUUGGACCUUGGGAAGCUCAUCGUCCAGUGGAAUGGUCCCGAGAGCAAUCGCAUGGAACGGCUGAAGGCGAUGAAUCUGGCCAAGGACAUCCGUGACCGGGAGCGUGGGGGUAGAGCACAGAUCGGUGUGGUGGAAGGUGAGAACGAAGAUGCCUCUCCUGGCCUCAUGAAGGUUUUGAACUAUGUGCUGGGUAAGAAGAAGACCAUCAAGCCAGCCAUCCCAGAUGCUGUGGUGGACCACAAACAGAAAUCCUUUCUGAAGCUCUACCAUGUCUCUGAUGUAGAUGGGAACCUUCUCAUCCAGGAAGUUGCCAUCCAGCCCCUUACCCAGGACCUCCUGAAGCAUGAGGACUGCUACAUCUUGGACCAGGGUGGCGUGAAGAUCUUUGUGUGGAAGGGCAAGUUAUCCAACAAGGAGGAGAGGCAGCAGGCCAUGUCGCGGGCCUUGGGUUUCAUCAAGGCAAAGAACUACCCACCCAGCACCAAUGUGGAGACUGAGAACGACGGCUCUGAGUCAUCCGUCUUCAGGCAGCUCUUUCAGAAGUGGACUCUCCCCAAUCAAAGCACGGGCUUGGGCAAGACCAACUCACUCGGAAAAAUAGCCAAAGUGGAACAGGUGAAGUUUGAUGCCACCUCUUUGCAUGCCAAGCCCGAGGUGGCUGCCCAGCACAAGAUGGUGGAUGAUGGCUCUGGAGAAGCGAAGGUGUGGCGAAUUGAGGACUUGGAAAUGGUGCCAGUGGAGGGUCGCUGGCUGGGGCAUUUCUACAGCGGUGAUUGCUAUCUGAUCCUCUACAAAUACCUAGUCUACAAUAAGGAGCACUACAUCAUCUACCUAUGGCAGGGCCGCAAUGCCAGCAGGGAUGAGAUCACUGCCUCGGCUUACCAGGCCGUCAUUCUGGAUCAACAAUAUAAUGGUGAGCCUGUCCAGGUGCGAGUGACCAUGGGCAAGGAGCCUGCCCACCUCAUGGCCAUUUUCAAGGGGAACAUGGUGGUAUAUGCGGGAGGUACUUCCCGAGCUGGUAAUGCAGAUCCAGUGCCCCCCACCCGCCUUUUCCACGUCCAUGGCACCAACGAGUACACCACCAAGGCCUUUGAGGUGGCUCCCCGGGCCUCUUCCCUCAAUUCUAAUGACGUUUUUAUUCUCAAGACUAAGAGCUGCUGCUACCUUUGGUAUGGGAAGGGCUGUAGUGGGGAUGAGAGGGAAAUGGCCAAGAAUGUGUCUGACCUGAUCUCCAGGACUGAGAAAGUUGUGAUCGCGGAGGGCCAAGAGCCUGCAGAAUUCUGGGUUGCGCUGGGCGGAAAAUCGCAAUAUGCCAACAAUAAAAGAUUGCAAGAGGAGACAGUGUCCAUCACACCUCGGCUCUUCGAGUGCUCCAAUAAGACAGGCACCUUCCUUGCCACGGAGAUCACACAUUUUACCCAAGAUGACCUGGAACAAGGUGAUGUGUUCUUGCUGGAUGUCUGGGACCAGGUUUUCUUCUGGAUUGGUAAAGAUGCAAAUGAGUCUGAGAAGGAGGCAGCGGCUGUCACUGCCCAGGAAUACUUGCGGACUCACCCAGGUGGCCGUGAUCUUGACACCCCCAUCAUCAUUGUCAAACAAGGCUUUGAACCCCCAACGUUCACUGGCUGGUUCCUGGCAUGGGAUCCCCUCUGUUGGUCGGACAAGAAAACAUACGAAGAUCUGAAAGCUGAGCUUACAGAUGAGAGUAGUCUCAACCAGGUCACUUCUGAAAUUGUUGAGGCAGAAGAGUCUUUCAAUGCCAAUACAACCAUGGGCAGCCUGUCAUUCGCUACAUACCCCCUUGAGAAAUUGAUGAAUGUGCCUGCAGAGGAGUUGCCCAAGGGUGUAAAUCCUUGCAAGAAGGAGCACUACUUAUCAGAAGAAGAUUUUCAAGCUGUCUUUGGAAUGUCCCGACAGCAAUUCAGUACACUGGCUACAUGGAAGCAACAGGCCAUCAAGAAGGAAAAAGGACUCUUCUAAAUGUAGAUUAAGUUCUGCAGUUAGGUGGAUGCUGAUUUUUAAUUAAAAAUAGAUCAAAACUUGAUAACAGGGUAGUCUUUAAGGUCUCAUUUCUCUCUCUCUACCUAUGAAAAGAAGCAGAAUG
This is a messenger RNA of Varanus komodoensis (Komodo dragon), 2778 nucleotides long. RefSeq names its product villin 1 (gene VIL1). Gene Ontology annotation, biological process: actin filament severing; barbed-end actin filament capping; regulation of lamellipodium morphogenesis. Gene Ontology annotation, cellular component: lamellipodium; cytoplasm; actin cytoskeleton. The transcript has 20 exons. Bases 15 to 2654 code for a protein of 879 amino acids. Lineage: Eukaryota; Metazoa; Chordata; Lepidosauria; Squamata; Varanidae. The record is from RefSeq and is a predicted model, not a curated record. Gene Ontology annotation, molecular function: phosphatidylinositol-4,5-bisphosphate binding; actin filament binding.